Paramecium sonneborni is the source of this 1149-nucleotide messenger RNA. Lineage: Eukaryota; Ciliophora; Oligohymenophorea; Peniculida; Parameciidae. The record is from the annotation of a GenBank genome assembly.
AUGAAAAUAAGAUUCUGCUGCACAUAAAGCUGNAAGUUAAAUAUUCUUGCACCUAAACAAUUUUUUGAUUUGCAAACCCCAGUCAACUUUCUUGUAAAAAAAAAAAAUUUUGCAAAUGUGAGAGAGAUUAGAUAAAAAAAUAAAAUUGGAUUUGGUUGUAAAGUUGGUUCUUAGUCUUUACCACAUAAUAUAUGGAUAUAUACUUCACUUAGCCUUUAAAGUAAUCGAAUAAUAAAACCUCAAGGAUCUUUGGCAUUCCAUCAAAAAAAAAAUAAACUACCGAUUUAUAUGUCUAGAAAGGAUAUGAUGAAUGAAUUAGAAAAAUUUAAAUAGAGAGCAAGUUCGACAUCUCCAUCAAAAAAAUAGAAAAAAUAUCACAACAUAUUUUUUAAUAAUAACGAAAGGAAUGAAAAGUUAAAAAAGUAUUUUCAGACACAUAGAGAAAGUAGUCCUUAAAAAUUGACUAGUAUAUCGAAUAUAGAAGAUUCACGUUAAUAAAUUUUUUAAUCACCUAAAUAGUAUGAAAAUAAUUUCAAAAGAUUAAAUUCUGUGAAUCCUUCUAUUUAGCCAAGAUUUCCUUAAUUAAAGAAAAAUUAAAUAAAAGCAGAAUCUAAAGAAAUAGAUAGACAAAAUAGUGAAUUAAUGAAUACAUCUAUCAACUAAAACUGUGAAGAUAGUACUUCAGGGAUAUAGGAAAGAAUUUAAUCUAGAAAAUAUUAUUAAAACAGUAAAUGUAAUAUUUAAAGAAAUAAGUUUUUAAAUGACUCGUAUAGAUUAUAUGGUUUUGUAACAGAGAUUAAAGAUACAAAAUAAAAAUAUACAAUGUUAUAAGUUAGCAAUUUUAACAAUCUUAGUAAAUCAAGUGAAUAAAAUAAUAAUAAUAAUGUAAGUUCAAGUAAAUCAAGAGAGGUUACUCCAUAAAAUAAAAGCAUGAAGAAAUCAAAGUCUUCUAAAGAUAAAUUAUAUAAUUUGCUUAAACAAUCUCAUUUAAAGUAUCUUGAAAGAAAUUAUAAAACUCCUGAUAAAAGACAUAAAUCUCCAAAAAAAAAAGAGGAAUAUGAAAUAACAAAAAAUAAAAAUGUUAUUCUUUCUUAUUUUCCAAAUUAAGGUUUAGGUUAGAUUAAUAAAAAAUAAUAAUAAUUUGCAUGA